CGCGCCGCUAAAAACAAUGUUUUGGUGAAAUCUUUGUUUUAUUACUUUGUCCCUCGUUUAUAUGUGUCCCGUCUUAUGGAUGAGCGGCGAUUCCUCAAGCGCAAGGAGAAGGCGCGCAGUGACGGCAACAGGGAGCAGGUGGCGAUCAGCUGCAAUCAGUUGGGUGACUUUUACAACCAGCAGGGGAAGUACGCCGAUGCAGUCAAGGAGUAUGUCCAGGAGGCGCAGAUCUAUGCCAGCAUGGGCAAGGAACUGGAGACGGGCAAGGCCAAGCGGAUGGUGGGCGAGAUGUUCACCCUGCUUUGUGACUAUGAUGCCGCCAAGGAUCACAUCAACGACUACCUUAAGAUUGCCAAGCGCCUCAAGAACCAGGUGGAGGAGCAGCGGGCAUAUGCCACUCUGGGUCGUGUACAUCUGUUGCAUGGCCAGAGCCUGGCCGACAGUUCUGCCUCAGGGGCCAUGGAACAGCUGAAGCAGGCGGAGAAGAGCUUCCUGCGCAGUCUUCUGCUUAUCAAGGAACUUUCCGGACAGAUUUCGAAGCUGGAACAGAUCGAUAUGCAAGCUCGUUGCUAUCUGAACAUCGGUGUGGUAAAAGAACACAUGGAUGCCCUCCAAGUUAUCGAGUAUAUCGACAAAGCCAUUAAAAUCAGUAAAACCCACGAGCUAUGGGAUCUCACCCAUUUGUGCUACAUUUCGAUGAGCUUGCUCUACAAUUGCAAGAAGAACGAUGCAACUGCGGCACUACGUUACUGCAACAUGGCCUUGGUGGCCAAACGACUGCCAAACAAGGUGAAGAAGAUAUGCGAAACACUAAUCACCAAGGCAGAUUUGAUAAAAGCAGGUGACUUUGCCAGUGCUAAGCAGAUCCUCACGAAGGCCUACAAGAAGAACACACCGGAUGAGAACGAUCGGACAAGCAUUGAGAAGCAGCUCAGGAUCGUGGUAAAGAUCUGUCAGACACUGGACGAUCUUGUGGUCACCAGCUCUGUGGACUAUGCCAAAUUAAAGACCUUGUACGAGAAACUGGGCGAUGCUUGCUGUCACCUCUUGAACUACGAGAAGGCUUUGAUUUAUUACCAAAAAAUGCUGGAAAAUGCGGAACUAAAUCAGGAGAGUGGCAAGAGUCUCGUGCCCAUUUAUGUGAGUCUCUACCAGACCUAUCGAGACAGUGGGCAGUAUGACAAGGCGCUGGAGUAUCUGUGGAAAGAGUUCGAGCUGAACCAGGACGUGCCGGCGGAGGCCUUCACCACUCUGUGCAGCAUUGCCGAAAUCUGCGAUCAGCAGUCUCAUCCCUUUUGGACCGUCCAUGAUAUUUACCAAAAGGCCCUCAGGCAGGCAGAGAAGGCUGGCAGCUCCUCUGCCAAGCUGGAAAAGAUUGCAAUGGUGCGACUGAGACGUCUGGAGCUCAAGCAUAAUAUGCAGGUUUUAGUUGAAAACCUUGAAACGGAGGCCAAAGCCAAGGGCAUUGAUUUGUCCCAUGAAGAUAGUUUUGAAGAUGACGAUGAGGAUUCCGAAACAGGUGAGGCCACUGUGCAGCAGAAUACUCCGGAUUGGGACGAUGACUUUGACUUGAACACGCUCACCGACUCCGAUGCAAGCGAUCUGGAUGAGAGCGAGAAGCCACGUCCACAGAGGGCCACCCGUGGUAGCAGAUCCUAUACCAUUAAGAAGAACAACAAGGGCGAAACGCAGCUGCACCAGGCGUGUAUCUCGGGCAACCUAGAGCUGGCCAAGCGGCUCAUCGAGCAGGGUCACACGGUCAAUGUGCGAGAUCAUGCUGGGUGGCUGCCACUCCAUGAGGCCUCGAACCAUGGCUACCACAUUGUGGAGCUGCUUCUGGAUAAGGGUGCUGCAUCGGCCAUCAACGAUAAAGGUGGAACCAGCUGCGAUGGCAUAACUCCGCUCUUCGAUGCCUGCUCUAAUGGAUUCCUAGAUGUGGCUGAACUCCUGCUGGACCGUGGAGCAGAUGCCACUGUACGAACGGAUUACAAUGAGACGUGUAUUAACGGGCUGGACAAGUGGCGUCAGACGGCACAGCUAGUGGACGGGGAGCAAGCUCAGUAUGCUCAACUGAGAGAGCGACUCCUACGCACUCUCUCCAAGGUGGGCAUCUGUAGCGACCGGAAUGCUCGUCCCCUAACCAAUUCCAAUGUACAAAGACCAAGCAGAGACGAGAGACUGAGCCAAUCGGAUGCAGAGGAGGAUGAAGAAGAAGCUCUUCGUGAGAGUCAUCGGAGAUCCCUCAGGCACAACCGCUCGGGAAGUGAAUAUGAAGCUAAGAAAACUGGAAGCACCUCUCAGCCAAGUGCUAGCAAAGAGUAUAAGAGCGUCAUGGCCCAACUGAAGAGACCCAAUCGCCUCUCCGAUGAUCCGCCCAUUUCCAGCACUAACAGCAAGCAGAAACGAAACGCCUUUCUGGACGAGGACGAAGUGGAUGCGGACAACUGGCUGAUAGACGACGUGGGACCGGAACGUAAGCGCAAGCGCAUUAACUCUGGCAGUCUUUCCACUCGCCCCUCCAAGGAGAACCUGCAAGACUCCACUUUGUCGCUUCCCAUUAACUGGGAUGAGGAUCUGCUCCAGGCUACGCCGGAGGUGGACUCUUCCCAACGCCAGAAGCAGAUGCGGAAACUCACAUUGUCACGCUCCUCCAGCAUGAAUAGCAAUAAAAGUGCCUCAUCGGCUCCGACUUCCAGUAAGAGAAAACAUCAAGCCACACUCAUGGACAGCGGUUUUAGUCGUUUCCGUAGCGAGAGUCCCUUUGGCAGCGAGUCCUCGCAUGAUGGCUCGGCCUCGGUAAUCAGCCUGCGUACCAUUGAACCCGACUCCACCACCACGAGUAUUCAGGUGCUCAUCUCCCCGUCCAAAACGUCACCUAUCAAAGUACAAACUACUCCCGUUCUGGCCACUACUGUGUCUUUCAAAAUCAAAGUGCAGGAUGAGUUUUUGCUGGUCCCGAUCGAGCGGAAAAAGCUUCAAGAUAUCAACAUGCGCUGGCUGGCUGAAGAGGCGGGAAGGCGCUAUAACAAGUUGACGGGCCUGACGCCUCUUCUGAGACUCAAGACUGCCGAUGGCUUUGCCUACGAGGAAACCGAUCCGGUUAGCGUGGCUCUGGAGCAAAACAUGCUAAUGGCCACCAUUCUGGACUGGAAAAUAUCUCCACUUUCGCAGAGAUACGAGGAAAUGUGCCAUCAGGUUCAGAAAACUGUGGACAACAAAGUCAAGCUACUGUUGGAACGCUCGCAGAAUAAUCUGAUGCUAGAACUUUCUGGUCUGUGGAUGCGGGCAUCGCAAACAGAGCCUGUAUUUAAAGCACUCCUGCAUCAGGCGAGACUGACAGUCUUGGAUCUUUCCCGUAACUUCAUAUGCAACGAGGGUUGCCAGCAGUUGGCCAAAUCCCUGCCUACGCUACUCCAACUUAAGGCAUUGCGAUUGGAAUGUAAUGCGAUUGGAUACCAGGGAUUGGAGGCUCUUCUAUGCGGUCAAGGCAUGGAUAAACUGGAGCUCCUAGAGGAGCUGAGCCUUAGCCAAAAUCCGUUGGGCAAUGCCAGUUUAAGGAUGCUGCAUAAGUUUUGUGCCAGUCCAGCAGGCCGUGCCCUAACCUCACUAAAAAUUGCCCAGUGUGAGCUGACGGAGUUGCAGGACUUUGAUCUGGCCUAUCAUCAACUAACCCGCUUCGAUAUAAGCUUCAAUCAGCUCACCCAACAGAGCGUUCGCCGGCUGACCGAGCAGCUCAACAGUUGCCGCCUGGAGCAUUUAAAUCUCAGCUAUGUUCGCUGGCCCCUGGACGAGGCCAGUGGCUUUGCUUUGGGCGAGCUUCUGGUGACGCUUCUAGAGGGUGGCACAUGCGAACGAUUUUCACGAGUGGAGCUCGCCGGCUGUGGACUAAGUGAUGCACAUCUUUACAAGAUUUGCCAACACCUGGGCAAAGCCAAGCAGCUCCAAUGGCUGGAUAUAAGUGAUAAUGGCAAGCUGAGUGGGACUGCCUUUGGCUAUAUUCUGGAUGAACUGCCUCAACUGCGGACAAUACUGGCCACCAAUUGUACAAAUCUUCUGGAUGACUCUCGUCUCCAGAAACUUGAAGAGCAGAAACAGCUGCCAAGACGUUUAGAACUAACCAUUGAUGAACAGAUGUUCUCCACACCCGGAGUUUUGGGGACCCUGCAGUCCAUUUGGCAGCUGCAGUUCGGCGACAAAGCAAAGAUGCUGAAGAUGUCGAACAAACGAAAGAAUGGCAGGCGCUACAAGGGAAUUAUAAAGCUUCUGGCUCUUGAGAGUGAAGCGGAAUAGCGUAAUCAAAGUGAAGUGUCAUCGUGUUUAAACAACUUUGUUGCCCCAGAUUAGUUUUCUUUUAUGUUUGACAAUAAUAUAGCGAAAAAUCUG
This is a messenger RNA of Drosophila serrata, 4383 nucleotides long. RefSeq names its product tonsoku-like protein. Lineage: Eukaryota; Metazoa; Arthropoda; Insecta; Diptera; Drosophilidae. Gene Ontology annotation, biological process: replication fork processing; double-strand break repair via homologous recombination; proteolysis. Gene Ontology annotation, cellular component: nuclear replication fork. Gene Ontology annotation, molecular function: protein binding; aspartic-type endopeptidase activity. The record is from RefSeq and is a predicted model, not a curated record.